This is a messenger RNA of Colletotrichum lupini, 588 nucleotides long. RefSeq lists its product as uncharacterized. NCBI's taxonomy places the organism in Eukaryota, Fungi, Ascomycota, Sordariomycetes, Glomerellales, Glomerellaceae. The record is from RefSeq and is a predicted model, not a curated record. The transcript is spliced from 6 exons. The coding region runs from base 1 to 588 and encodes 195 amino acids.
AUGCAGUGGCUCUUCCCCGACCGGUACGUUCGGACGGGUAGCGGCCAAGUGGGGCCGUCCGCGAACGGUCACCGUGAGGUCACGCAACGUCAGGCCAGAUUCGGUAUGGGGAGACACCGAAGGACACCAUCUCAAAAUCUCAACUCGCAGGUGAUGCAUGAAGACAGGGGCGACACCCCGCGUGGGAGAAAGCACGUUGACAUGGCUAGACUUUACGUCCCUGCCUUCUUGUCAACCUCUAUUCAAAGUGGCUUACUUGGUGCCUCGUCCGUUUACCGUAUUUUCCUCUUGAAGUGCCGUUUGGUACUCCACGUUGAAAGCCACAGUUACACCACUUCUCUCACCUCCGAUAAGGUAGGUAAGGCAAGGCACAUGAGCAUGUUACCAGAAGUCCGAGGCGUAGGCUUGUUCAACGUUCAAACCAUAGCCUUGCUCUUGUAUUUGAACUAUCGAGCCCUCAUGGUUAAUUCCUCCGCUUACUUCGACACUGCAUCUGUACCUUUCAAUAUCUCCCCAAGCUGUACGUACUGUCCGAUACCUUACGCCACUUGCAAUGUCAACACCGCCAACCUCCACCACCUGAUCUGA